This is a messenger RNA of Lipotes vexillifer (Yangtze River dolphin), 1468 nucleotides long. RefSeq names its product pannexin 1 (gene PANX1). Bases 185 to 1468 code for a protein of 427 amino acids. The record is from RefSeq and is a predicted model, not a curated record. NCBI's taxonomy places the organism in Eukaryota, Metazoa, Chordata, Mammalia, Artiodactyla, Lipotidae. Gene Ontology annotation, biological process: positive regulation of interleukin-1 production; monoatomic cation transport; cell-cell signaling. Gene Ontology annotation, molecular function: wide pore channel activity. Gene Ontology annotation, cellular component: plasma membrane. The transcript is spliced from 5 exons.
CUGCGGCGCCUCGAGACACAAAGACCCGUGGGAUGUGGAAGCAAACGGGGAGCCGGCAAAGGGAAAGCGAAAGCCGCGGGCCCGGUCUGUGACCGGGUGAAGGCGCCGCGCCGCCCUCCCGACGCCGGCGGUACCCGGGCCUGCCCUUGCGAGCCUUCCUGGCCCAGCCCUGUGCGCCGCAGCCAUGGCCAUUGCUCACCUGGCCACCGAGUACGUCUUCUCAGACUUUUUGCUGAAGGAGCCCUCGGAGCCCAAGUUCAAGGGGCUGCGGCUGGAGCUGGCCGUGGACAAGAUGGUCACGUGCAUCGCCGUGGGGUUGCCGCUGCUGCUCAUCUCGCUGGCCUUCGCACAGGAAAUCUCGAUUGGUACCCAAAUAAGCUGCUUCUCUCCCAGUUCUUUCUCGUGGCGUCAGGCCUCCUUCGUGGACUCUUAUUGUUGGGCAGCCGUCCAGCAGAAGGACUCCUUGCAGGGUGACUCUGGAAACCUUCCAUUGUGUCUGCAUAAGUUUUUCCCCUACAUCCUGUUACUGGUGGCGAUCCUGCUGUACCUUCCCUCCCUGUUCUGGCGUUUCGCAGCUGUUCCUCAUCUUUGCUCAGAUUUGAAAUUUAUCAUGGAAGAACUUGACAAAGUUUACAACCGCGCAAUUAGAGCUGCAAAGAGCGUACGUGACCUUGACUUGAGAGACGGUGCCUGCCCAGCUCGAGAAGUUAAUGAGAACCUGGGGCAAAGUUUGUGGGAGAUAUCGGAAAGCCACUUCAAGUACCCAAUUGUGGAGCAGUACUUAAAGACAAAGAAACACUCCAAAAGUUUAAUUGUCAAGUACAUCAGCUGUCGGGUGCUGUCACUCAGCAUUAUACUGUUAGCAGGCGUCUACCUGGGCUGUUACUUUAGCCUCUCCUCUCUCUCGGAUGAGUUCAUCUGCAACAUCAAAUCUGGCAUCCUGAAAAAUGACAGCACCAUCCCCGAUCGGUUCCAGUGCAAACUCAUUGCCGUCGGCAUCUUCCAGUUGCUCAGUUUCAUCAACCUCGUGGUGUAUGUCAUGCUGGCUCCCCUGGUGGUGUACACGCUGUUUGUUCCAUUCCGACAGAAGACGGAUGUUCUCAAGGUGUAUGAAAUCCUGCCCACUUUUGAUGUUCUGCAUUUCAAGUCGGAAGGGUACAACGACUUGAGUCUCUACAUUCUUUUCUUGGAGGAGAAUAUUAGUGAACUCAAGUCGUACAAGUGUCUUAAGGUUCUGGAGAAUAUUAAAAGCAGUUGUCAGGGCAUCGACCCCAUGCUUCUCCUGACAAACCUCGGCACGAUCAAGACGGAUGUGGUUGAUGGCAAAAAUCCUGAGCCCGUGGAGAUGGUGGUGGAGGAGCAGGGGGACCAGACGGCAGAUCUCAAAGAUCUGAAUGGACACAGUGGAACGAAAAUAAAUAAUGGAGAGCAGAAUGCUCGACAGAGACUCCUGGAUACUUCUUGCUGA